Molecule: messenger RNA, 225 nt
Organism: Candida tropicalis MYA-3404
Lineage: Eukaryota; Fungi; Ascomycota; Pichiomycetes; Serinales; Debaryomycetaceae
Gene: ATX1
Product: copper metallochaperone
Exons: 1
Coding region: 1-225 (74 amino acids)
Biological process (GO): copper ion transport
Cellular component (GO): cytosol
Molecular function (GO): metal ion binding; copper chaperone activity
Source: RefSeq, a predicted model, not a curated record
AUGUCAGCCCCAAAAAAAUAUCAUUUUGAUGUUACCAUGUCCUGUUCUGGAUGUUCAGGCGCUGUUGAAAGAGUUUUGAAGAAAUUGGAAAAUGUUGAUUCCUACGAAGUCUCAUUAGAAAAGCAAACCGUUGACGUUGUCACCUCCCAACCAUAUGAAACUGUCUACAACACCAUUGCAAAGACUGGUAAGAAAAUAAAUAGUGGUAAAGAAGUUACAGCCUAG